AUGGAGUUUAUAAUUAAGGAAAAAGCAAGAAACACUACCUUUGAAAAGAGAAAGAAAGGUUUGAUUAAGAAAGGUUAUGAAUUGUCAAUCUUAUGCAAUGUCCCAGUUUGUAUUAUUAUCUACCCUUAUGAACAAGGGAAACAAUCUUUGGAAGCUCAAGUUUAUGCCUUCAAAGGGGAGUUUUCGACGUCGAAAAACCAUGAUCAUCCCAAGAUUGCUAGAGAGAUAAUUGAUAGGUAUUUAAGGGUACCUAAAGGGGACAGAUAUAAAGGAGCUCUAAAUUUGUAUGACAUGUUUGAUGAAUGGAAAAGAAGGGCAGAUCAAGACUUGUGUAAAUUAAGGCAUAAAAAUGCAUUAGCUACAUACCCAUCUUGGGAUUCUAAGUUUGAUGGGUUUAAUCUUGAUCAAUUGAUGGAAUUACUUGCUCAUUUGGAUCAAAAGAUUCAGUUUGCGAGUCAAAGAAUUGAUAUGAUUAAGGCUACUAAUCAUAAUCAUAAUCAAAAUGGAGGUUUAGUUCGCUAUUUUGAGCCAGCACCCAUCUCUAAUCUCAUGAUUUCUAAUGAAAAUAAUGUUGAUUACACUAAUGUGGAAGUGUUGAAUCAAUUUCCCAUGUUUAAUUAUCCCAUUAACAACAAUAAUAAUCAUCAUUAUCAUCAAGAAUACUGCCAUCAAGUGGUGCCUUUCAAUCCGACUACAUUGCCCGAACAAGUUGGAGGUUCUAGAAUGGAUGAUCAUGGUGGUAGUACUAGUAGUAACAACAUGAUGAUGUACAACAUGAAUAUGAUGGGUGAAGUGGGUCCUAUGUAUUAUGAUCAAGGGUCAGGAUUCGUCGAGAACGUUGAAGGAUCAUCAUCAUAUGGUGCUGGUUUAUCAAUGCCUAUGCCCUUGCAGUUGCCAAUGCUGCCUAAUGUUUCUCUACCAAGGCAAAUGCAGUACCACCAGAUGUUCUAUAAGUAG
This is a messenger RNA of Beta vulgaris subsp. vulgaris (sugar beet), 957 nucleotides long. RefSeq names its product MADS-box protein JOINTLESS. Gene Ontology annotation, molecular function: protein dimerization activity; DNA-binding transcription factor activity, RNA polymerase II-specific; RNA polymerase II cis-regulatory region sequence-specific DNA binding. Gene Ontology annotation, biological process: positive regulation of transcription by RNA polymerase II. The coding region runs from base 1 to 957 and encodes 318 amino acids. NCBI's taxonomy places the organism in Eukaryota, Viridiplantae, Streptophyta, Magnoliopsida, Caryophyllales, Amaranthaceae. The transcript has a single exon. The record is from RefSeq and is a predicted model, not a curated record.